AUGUCGUUCCCAAGCACAAUCCAAGCCAUCGCUAUCGACAAGACUGGCGGACUAGAGGUCCUCGAGAGGAAGGCCUUACCGUUUCCCAAGCAAGAGCCCGACAAAAUUGUAGUCAAGGUCAGCUGGGGAGGCGUAAACACUAUUGACACCUACUUCCGAAAGGGUCUAUACCCAAUCAAGUCCUUCCCGCAAGCUCUCGGGCGCGAGGCGUCUGGUACAAUCGUUGCCCUUCCCACUGACCCAAACGUACUCAGCGAUGAGCGGUACAAGGCACGGGGAUACAAGAUCGGGCAGCGCGUCGCUGCGUUCGGCAUGGGUGCACAUUCAGAGUACUUCUCGAACAACUGGGUUCAUAUCUUCCCCCUUCCGGAUGAGGUCCCGCUGGACGUCGCCGCGGCCGUGCUCUUGCAAGGCCUCACCGUUGUGACACUGAUGACAGAAGCGUACAAUGUCCAAAAGGGCGACACGAUCUUCGUUCAUACUGUCGCUGGCGGACUUGGGCUGCUCUUUACGGCCUAUGCCAAGGCACGCGGCGCGAUUGUCAUCGGAAGCACCUCUACUCCCAAGAAAGCAGAAAUUGCCAGGUCUUACGGCGCAGAUCAUGUCAUUUUGUACACGACAGAGAACGUUGUGCAGCGGACGCUGGAGCUCACGAAUGGCGAGGGCGUGCACGCGGUCUUUGAUGGUGUGGGCAAGGACACGUUCUGGGGCGACUUCGAGAUGCUCCGCCGCAAGGGCACUCUUGUCUGCGUCGGCAACGCUUCGGGUGCACCGGCCGAUGUGUCGCCACUCAAGCUCUCGCCAAAGAACCUGAAGCUCGUCCGCCCGGGUAUGCCAAACUACAUCGUCACACCCGAGGAGGCAGACUUCUACGCGAAGGAGCUCUGGGACGCGGUCGAGCGCGGGCUGUUCAAGGUCCGCAUCGAGAGCGUAUACCCGUUCAGCACGCAGGGUGCGCGUGACGCGCAGGCGGAGCUCACAACUCCCGGAGGCAAGCUAGCGGGCAAGAUUUUGAUCAAGAUUGUGGAUGAGUGAGCAAGGAGGGUCCACCGCUUGGCUUGUGCGAAAGUGUAAUCUGGUGUGACCUGACCUGCAACUAUAUAUGUGUACCAUAGUGUAGUCCGAUGGUCGGCGUUGACUGAUCUGUUCUCUGGAAGGUGUGGUGCACGUCGCGUGCGCGUCUCUACCAGGUAGCCAGACGACUCCGAUUGAGUUCCUCGGA
Phanerochaete carnosa HHB-10118-sp is the source of this 1222-nucleotide messenger RNA. RefSeq lists its product as uncharacterized. Gene Ontology annotation, cellular component: cytoplasm. Lineage: Eukaryota; Fungi; Basidiomycota; Agaricomycetes; Polyporales; Phanerochaetaceae. The record is from RefSeq and is a predicted model, not a curated record. Gene Ontology annotation, molecular function: quinone reductase (NADPH) activity. The transcript is spliced from 6 exons. The coding region runs from base 1 to 1035 and encodes 344 amino acids. Gene Ontology annotation, biological process: cellular response to oxidative stress.